AUGAAGGCCAACUUUGCCCUUCUGGCUCUCACUGCCGGCCAGGUCUCUGCUCACUGGGGUGCUUGGAAGGACGCCCCCAAGUACACUCCUCCUCAGGCUAUCGACAACAAGUGUGAGGAGAACCAGAAGAAGGGAUGGCAGUGGGAUGACCUCCAGCUCGGCCAGUUUGAGAAGUACAACGACUUUGAUUUCAAGGGCUGGUCCUGUGGAACCGACAAGUCGAAGCGCGAUCUCACUGGCCGACACUUUGGCAAGUCUAUCUUUGCUGACUGUGGCAACAAGAAGGAAGAGGCUCCCUCUUUCGGAUGCGGCGCUGGCAAGAAGGAGAAGAAUUUCUCCCUCCACAAGUUCCACGUGAAGCCCGAGUUCGACUGCCGUCUCGAGUUCCACUACGACAUGCCUGAUGGCUCUACCUGCAAGCACCAGGCCGACUGUUCCAAGGAUGGUACCGACAUCUACAACACCCAGUGUGGUGGUGCUAAGAAGGUCCACUUUGUCUACCCCAAGCAGCCCAACAAGCCCAAGGACAAGUGCCGUGUUGAGAUCCCCCAGAUCGACUUCAACUGUGACAAGCCUUCUUUCCCCAAGUACCCCAAGCCUUCUUUCCCCCCCAACGACGACAAGACCAAGACCAUCCCCAACGGUGACAACACCAAGACUGUUCCCGCUGGUGAGCAGACCACUGAGGUUCCUUCUGCUGAGACAACCUCUGCUCCUUACGGUGACAACACUGAGACCGUUCCCGCUGGCGACAACACCGAGACCGUCCCUGCCGGUGAGCAGACCACCGAUGUUUCUUCACCCGGUGAGACCACCUCCGCUCCUGUAGCCGACAACACUGAGUCUGUCCCCUACGGCGACAACACCAAGACUUUCCCCGCUGGUGAGGAGACCACUGCCCCUGCCGAGAACACCGAGACUGUUCCCGCUGGUGACAACACCAAGACUGUCCCUGCCGGUGAGGAGACCACCGCCCCUGCCGAGAACACCGAGACUGUCCCCGCUGGUGAGGAGACCAAGACUGUCCCUGCCGGUGACAAGACUACCGAUGUCUCUUCCCCCGCUGAGACUACCUCCGCCCCUGCUGGUGAGGAGACCGAGACCCUCCCUGCCGGCGAGAACACCAAGACCGUCCCCGCUGGUGAGGAGACCACUGCCCCUGCCGACAGCACCGAGACCGUCCCCGCUGGUGAGAACACCAAGACUGUCCCUGCUGGCGAGAACACUGAGACCGUCCCUGCUGGUGAGGAGACCAAGACUGUCCCUGCUGCUGAGGAGACCACUGCUCCUGUUGAAGAGAUCAAGACAACUGUCUACGACAGCACCUCUACUGUCUACACCACUGAGGUCAAGACCAUCACUUCUUGCGGUCCUGAGGUCACCAACUGCCCCGUCACUGCCGGUACUCCUGCCGUUGUCACCGAGACCGUUGCCAUCUCCACCACCAUCUGCCCUGUCACUGAGACUCUCACUGGCGACAAGCCCGCUCACACCAAGCCUGCUGGCGAGAAGCCCACUGGUGACAAGCCUGUUGAGGGCGGUGACAAGCCCGGUUACACUGCUCCCGCUGGUGACAAGCCCACUGGUGACAAGCCUGCCAAGACCACUGAGGGUUCUUCUCCCCACGCUACCUCUGACGUCCCUGAGGAGGUCACCACCAUCGUCACCAGCUACGACAGCGUCUCCACCGUCUACAAGACUGAGGUCAAGACCAUCACCUCUUGUGGCCCUGAGGUUACCAACUGCCCUGUCACCGCUGGCGAGCCCGCUGUUGUCACUGAGACCCACGCCGUUUCCACCACUCUCUACCCUGUCAUCGAGACCGUCACCCACAAGGCUCCUAAGCCCGUCCAGACCGGUUCCGAUGAGAAGCCCCAGACUCCUGAGGUUCCCAAGGAUGGCUACGAUGUCCCUGAUGUUGUCCCCAGCUGCUUGAACACCUUCCUUGACUUCGUCGAGGACUGCAAGGAUAACACCGACGCUGCCUGCUACUGCCCUUCCAAGGACUUCGUCGACAACGUCUUCCAGUGCCUUUACGCUCACGCUGAGAACGAUGACACUGUCGCUCAGGCCGUUUCUUUCUUCCAGGGUAUCUGCGCUCCUUACAUCGAGAAGAACCCCGGUAUUGCCACUGGUGCCGACUCUGUUACUGAGCACAUCACCGUCACCGGCACUACCAUCAUCACCUCUGCCCACUACACCACCGUCGUCGUUGCUACCACCAUCACUGAGGCUUACGUCACUGGUGGUUCCACUGUCGAGGGAUCCUCCACCGUCAAGACCAUCGAGACCGAGAUCGUCGUCCCCGAGGUUGGCUUCACCUCCGGCCCCGCUGGCAACGGCCCCGUCCCUGCUCAGACUGCUCCCGCUGAGGCUCCCGCUGCCGGCACUGAGGCUCCUGCCGCUCCCGGCUACGAGGUUCCCGGCGCCGGUGAGACCCUCAUCACCAACAAGCCCGUUGUUGGUACCGGUGGUCUUCCCGUUCCCACCUCUGCCCCUGGCGUUCCCGUGACUGCUGGUGCCGCUCGCAACGGCAUGGGCAUCGCUGCCGCCAUCCUGGCUGUUGCCAUCGCCCUGUAA
Molecule: messenger RNA, 2580 nt
Organism: Fusarium coffeatum
Lineage: Eukaryota; Fungi; Ascomycota; Sordariomycetes; Hypocreales; Nectriaceae
Exons: 1
Coding region: 1-2580 (859 amino acids)
Source: RefSeq, a predicted model, not a curated record